AUGUCAGCCUCCAGCAAGAAUGUUUGUCCCAGUUUGGGUCAGUAUUUAGAUGGUCAUUACUGGGAAUUGAUAGGAAAACUCCGCAAAUAUUAUGAUGACAAUGAAUUGUUUAAGCUACGGUUUGACUUAUCACUGGAUGAACACCGUCAAGUUACUUUUGAAAGAGCAAAAUAUCUUUUCAAAGUUCCUGAGGUCCAGCAGCAGUUCAGGGAUCAGCGAGCAAAUAGAGAGGGUUUUAUCAAAAAAGGCCUUGCCAUUGGUGAAGCUUUUGCCAUCACUGAUAUGUCUGUUGGUAUAAAGAUGGGUGUCAUGGCAUGGUUGUUUGGUGGUGCUGUGAUGAAUCUUGGUUCAGAAAGACACGCAGCUGAAUGGUUCACACCUCUUUCAGAAUUACAGUUUACUGGGAUGUUUGCCAUGUCCGAGAGAGGUCAUGGGAGUAAUGUGAGAGGGAUACAGACAGAGGCCCAUUAUGACUGUAAAACUGAGGAAUUCAUCAUAAACACUCCCUGCCUAGAUGCAUGUAAAAUCUACAUUGGAAAUGCCCUGCAGGGAAAUUAUGCAGCUGUCUUUGCUCAAUUAUAUAUUGAUGAUAUAUGUAGAGGUCCCCAUUGUUUUAUUGUCCCUGUGCGGGAUUUGAAUGGUGUGAUGAAUCCUGGGGUGAAGGUUGAAGAUCAGGGAUUGAAGGAAGGUUUGAAUGGCAUCGACAAUGGCAUGUUAUCCUUCGACCAUGUGCGGAUACCAAGAGCAAAUUUCCUUAAUAAAUUUGCAGACGUCAGUCCUGAUGGUAAAUACACAACUACGAUAGAACGAGCUGGUGCUAGAUUCAACGCCAUGUUAGCUGCUUUAGUUGGGACCAGAAUGGCACUCUGCUUCCAAUCUUUAGGUGCUAUGAAGGUUGGGCUGGAGAUUGCCAUCAAAUAUGCUCUUCGGAGGAGGCAGUUUGGCCCUGCUCCUGACAAGGAAGUGCUCAUCAUGGAGUACCAGACUCACCAGAUGAGACUGAUGCCCUACCUAGCUAGUUCACUCGCCCUCACGUACGCCUCGAGGUAUGCUGGUUCCAUCCUCGAUGAAGACGUCACUAAUCACAGACCGAUUGUUGAGGACCGAGCUCUACAAGCCCUGGCAUCUGGUUUGAAGGCAUAUUGCACCUGGGAGGCUGUGCAUGCUCUGCAGGCAUGCCGGGAAUGCACAGGGGGAAUGGGGUACAUGGAAGAGAAUCGAAUCGCAAGCCUCAGGAGGGACUGUGAUGUCUUUGUUACUUUUGAAGGGGACAACAUGGUGAUGUUACAGCAGGUGGUGAAGGAACUCCUUGCACAGUAUAGCCUUCAGUUUGAGGGGAGCAAGGUCAGAGGGCUCUUGACCCUGUACACAGCUAAUACUCUUGCUGCUUUAAAAACCAGCAAAUUCGCAAUCAACACCAAAGCUGCCAACACAGUUUCAUUCGUCUACAAAGCCAUGUGCUUCAAAGAGGACAAACUUCUUAGGACUCUUGCUGCCAGAUUACUCAAGAAAGUCAAAAGUGACGGGGAACCGCCAUUUUCUGCUUGGAAUUCCUGCCUCGACCACAUCAUAACGUUAGCUUGGAGCCAUAUACAGAGAGUAACUCUUGAGCAGUUCUCCAAGAAUGUACGGAAAUGUCCCAAUGCUGAACACAAAAGUAUCCUACUGAAGUUCCUCAAGCUGUUUGCCAUGGACAUCAUGAACAAAGACAGUGCCUGGUUCCUGGAGAAUGGCUACAUCACUGGGCAGAUGGCCAAAGAUGUGCGAAACAAGUUCAUCCAAAUGUGCAAGGAGACCACAGUGCAUGCCCUGGAAGUCGUCAAUGCAUUCCAGACGAAUGAGUGCUGCGUGCAUGCCCCAAUUGCUGGAGUCCCCUCAACAAAAACACCAUGGGCUUACUACCCUGACUCAGAGAUGGCGGCCCCAAAAUCUAAGCUUUAGCGAUGGUCAUUCUUAACGCUAAACUGACUUUGGUACAUGUAGUGUAGAUGAUUAUGAGUAACAGAUUCAAGACCUCACACUGCACUACCAAUUUGUCAAAUUCAAAGUUUCCACAUACAGAUUUUCAAAACAUUGACACAUUCAAAGCAUAGCCAAAAAGAUACUUAUUUAUCCAUCUUUUGCUGGAGACAGUGCACUUUGAGCAAGGAUAUGACACCAAUGGUGUUACGAUUUGAAUGCAUCGAAUUUUACAUGUGAACAGUGUGGCAAACUGGCUUUGCGUAUGAAAAUUUAAUGUUGUGCCGUCCAUUUGGCCAUAUAGUUGUAGCCAAUUUUUAAAAUAUUGUCUAGGGUAUUUUUGUGGCUCUCUUCAAUUAUAAAUGUGCAUAAAUUCCUUAUUCUUCGGACCAAAAUAAACUGUUCAUUGUCAUGUUUUUUCUCCUGAGAAGUGAAUUUAAAUUUGAAGUGACGCGUAUUUUUGUGUGAUAAAACAAUUCUAGAUUACCUGAUUAUAUUCUUGUAAAGAUAAAUUUUAUAGAUAUGUACUUCUAUGAAUUCCUGAAUACCAUAAACGAUAGAAAUAGUUGACCAGCAUUCCUGAUGAUUCCAGCAGUUUUUGGAACUGUAGACAUAGAGUUUUUUCUUACUUACCUGGUGAUUUGAGCACACUUUCUUCUUUGUGAUGAUGUGUUGGGUCUUUCUUCGUACUUCUGUUGUUUAGUCAUGAUAUAUAUUCCUGGUACCAGUAAGUUUAUACUGGUACUGGUACUGGUACUGGUACUCAUAGUUCGGCUGUACAUGUAGGCAUAGGAUAAUUUUUUCAUAGUGUUUUUUCUGAAAAUAUCUCUUGUUGUGAUGCCUUUGGUCUUCCUUUGUACAUUUGUUGUUUAGUCAUGAUGUACAUGUUUAUUCCUUGUAAGUUAAUACCAGUGACUGGAGCUUGGACAAUCGCGAUUUGCAGAAGCAAUAUCAAGUAUUCUGCAAAUGCCAUUUACUGCCAAGAGAAUAAGGAACUUCAACAAAGUAUCUUGAAUACAGUGAAUAUAAUUGUUGUCACUGUGAAGGCUUCCGAUUUUAGAAAAUUUGCAUCAUACUGAAUCACCGACUUGAGUUUCAGUUACAUUUUCAUUCCCCAGAGACCAUAUUUUUUUGUAUAGACUGAGCUGCUGUACAUGUAUAUCGAUUUGUUCUUCCAAGAGGGAAAAAGUUUUUUAAUGAAAAAAUAUACUCCACACCCCACUUCAAAACUUUUUCUUUUUAGUACCAUAUAUACCAUUAAAAGUUAUUCUGUUUUCAGUGAUGUCAGUUUGUGCCAAAUUUAACUUAUGUAUUGUUUCGUUUGUUUUGUGUAUGUUCUUUAUAAAGGUUAUUUGAAACAACUGAUGCCAGAUUUAAGGGUGUCCCUAUUAGGGAAUGCUGUCCGUUCACAGAUCUUUUCGAGAGACGGAGCAAAAACCAUAAAGAAGCUAAUGGAAAAAGCAUUAAAACAGCCAGUACUUCACGCUAUCCUUUUCACACUGUCAACCUUUGAUUUAUUAACACCAAACCUAAAGUAAUUAGAACCUCCCCUAUUAAGGACACCCUCAGGAUUGACAAAUGCUGUCCUCGGAGAGGUGUCCUACUGUACAUAGUUGUCAAAUAUCAGUUUUCACGUAGACGGCACUGGACCCUCUUCCUGCAUUGCAAUCCUCUAGUGUUGCAAAGACUGUUGAAGCAUAAUGUAUGAUGUAUUUUCUUUGGAUUGAUGUGUGCAAAAAGUCUUGAUCUAUUUUGUCAUCCAUGUUGUGAUCCAGUUUAAUGAGAUGUAUGAGAUUAUGAACAAGCAUGACAACUGUGAAUAAACUGUGCAAUAUUUCA
This is a messenger RNA of Lineus longissimus, 3798 nucleotides long. Its product is annotated as acyl-coenzyme A oxidase-like protein. NCBI's taxonomy places the organism in Eukaryota, Metazoa, Nemertea, Pilidiophora, Heteronemertea, Lineidae. Gene Ontology annotation, cellular component: peroxisome. The transcript has 15 exons. The coding region runs from base 1 to 1941 and encodes 646 amino acids. The record is from RefSeq and is a predicted model, not a curated record. Gene Ontology annotation, biological process: lipid homeostasis; fatty acid beta-oxidation using acyl-CoA oxidase. Gene Ontology annotation, molecular function: FAD binding; fatty acid binding; acyl-CoA oxidase activity.